Molecule: messenger RNA, 970 nt
Organism: Lotus japonicus
Lineage: Eukaryota; Viridiplantae; Streptophyta; Magnoliopsida; Fabales; Fabaceae
Product: V-type proton ATPase subunit c''2
Exons: 4
Coding region: 138-686 (182 amino acids)
Biological process (GO): proton transmembrane transport
Cellular component (GO): proton-transporting V-type ATPase, V0 domain
Molecular function (GO): proton-transporting ATPase activity, rotational mechanism
Source: RefSeq, a predicted model, not a curated record
UAACAAAACGGCACGUCGUUUCAUUGUUUCAUCUCUCCCCCACUCUCUCUCUCUCUCUCUCUCUAACAAAACAACACUGAGAAAGAGAGAUCCGAUCCCGAUCGUUUGGUUCUCAACACGAACACCUCAUCAUCAUCAUGUCUGGUGCUGCAACAAUGGCGACGCGCUCGUACGUAUGGAGCACCGCACUCGUCAAGAUCUCCCCAUACACCUUCUCCGCCAUCGGAAUCGCCGUCGCUAUCGGCGUCUCCGUCCUCGGCGCUGCCUGGGGAAUUUACAUCACUGGUAGUAGCUUGAUCGGUGCUGCAAUCAAAGCUCCACGAAUCACUUCCAAAAAUCUCAUUAGUGUAAUCUUCUGUGAAGCUGUUGCUAUAUAUGGUGUUAUCGUGGCUAUUAUUCUACAAACAAAAUUAGAAAGCGUUCCAAAAUCACAAAUCUAUGAUCCGGAGUCUCUUAGAGCUGGAUAUGCCAUCUUUGCCUCUGGAAUUAUAGUGGGCUUCGCAAAUCUUGUUUGUGGGUUGUGCGUAGGAAUAAUUGGAAGCAGCUGUGCAUUAUCUGAUGCUCAGAACUCAUCUCUCUUUGUGAAGAUUCUUGUGAUUGAGAUCUUUGGUAGUGCGCUUGGUCUAUUUGGAGUUAUUGUUGGAAUUAUUAUGUCAGCUCAAGCAACAUGGCCCUCAAAAUUUUAGGUUGGCUAAUACUGUGGGAUUGAAAUUAUGGUAGAGUGAAAUAUGUUUUCGGUAAUGCUGGUGAUCAAGUCUUCUCUGUUUAUCCCUGUUGGCAAGAAUGUAAAAUCCAGUGUAAUAGCUUUCCUCCAUAACAACUAUAGGCUAUAUUAUCUCCCGAUGAGUUGUUAGAAGGUGUUGUGUGUUCUCAGAUAUAUCAGUCUAUUUGUUGAAUUUUAGUAUUUUUGGAGGAUUAAACAUCAGUUUAUUCAUUUAUCAAUAAAUAAUGUGAAUUUUAUUUCGGCUCA